This is a messenger RNA of Knipowitschia caucasica, 1764 nucleotides long. The record is from the annotation of a GenBank genome assembly. NCBI's taxonomy places the organism in Eukaryota, Metazoa, Chordata, Actinopteri, Gobiiformes, Gobiidae.
AUGAAGACGUUUGCCCUCCUCUUUCUGGGUCUUGCCGUUGCUCUGGGAUUACCAUUGGAGAAAAAGGAGACACUAGCAGCUCCUGAAGCAGACCAGCGCCCUCUGGUGGGAGACCUACUGCCUGCACAAGGCCAUGUGGUGGUGGAACAACCAGCACCUCAGCCUGAACUCAGCAAACCACAACAGCAGCCAGCCCCACCUCCAGACGCAAAACAACAGAUUAUUGAAGUAGUUGAAGUUAAGCAAGAGUCAAAUCAAGACAAUGAAAUACAACCAGAGCAAAGCAAUCAAGAUGAGACAGGUCUGUUGGGACAUUUUGAGCCAAAAGCAGAUAUCAUAGAGACUUUGGUGGAAGAAGAAGACCAAAAACAGCAUGAAGAAACCCCUGAAGAGGAGACAGGCGAGUACGAGGAGUCGGUAAUGAAGCCAGAGCCAAUUAGCAAUGAAGAAAUGCAGAACGCAGAGUCAGCAGAAAACAACUUUAAGGACGAUGAAGUGUAUGAGGAACCACCUGUUAAAGAAGGAGAUUCAGAAGGACUUGAACAACAUCAAGACGAGGCAGGUCUGGUGGGAUAUUUCGAGCCAAAUGCAGACAUGGUAGAGACUUUGGUGGAAGACAAGGAACAAAAAAUGAAUGAAGAAACCCCCGAAGAGGAGACAGACAAGUACGAGGAGUCUGUUAUGAAGCUGGAGCCAGUUAUCAAUGAAGAAAUGCAGAACGCGGAGUCAGCAGGAACCAACUUCAUGGACAAUGGAGUGUAUUCCGAUGCCCCUGAACAACAUCAAGCUGAGAUGGGCGAUCUGGAGACACAUGCAAACAGUGUAGUGACUUUGGUGGAAAACGAGAACCAAAAACCGAAAGAAGAAACCCCCGAAGAGGAGACAGACGAGUACGAGGAGUCGGUUAUGAAGCUGGAGCCGAUUAGCAAUGAAGAAAUGCAGAACGCUGAGUCAGUAGGCACCAACAAUGACGUGUAUGAGGAACCAGAGAUGCACUUGGAGCCUGAGAGUGAGGGAUACCAGGGCCUGAAGGUGGAGGAGGAGGAGGAGGGGGCACAAGCUGGAGCCAUGGAAGAGGAAGGGCCCAUGUUGGAUGCUCUGGGGCAGCCUCUCUCUCUAGAUGGGGAGUUUAUGUCACAUGGCACCAACUUUAUGGACAAUGGAGUGUAUGAGGAACCAGAGAUGCACUUAGAGCCUGAGAGCGAAGGAUACCAGGCCGUGAAUGAAGGAUAUAUGCCACAAGCCCUAGCCAUGGAAGAGGAAGGGCCCAUGUUGGAUGCUCUGGGGCAGCCUCUCUCCAUGGACGAGGGGUCCAUGAGGCUGGAGCCAGAGGAACAGACAGAGACAUCUAUGGAGAGAGUGGAGCAUGGGGGGCGCUCUUGUCCUGGCAUGGUACUUGAGGGCCAGUGUUUCCAGUUUUUCACUACUCCUAAGAAAGCGUCAGCCGCAGAGUUUUUCUGCCAGACUUUCCCUGGAGGCCACUUAGCCGCCAUCACCAGCGCACACGUACACGGCCAGAUGAUGGCGCUGAUGAGGCAGCACGGAGGAACCAGGAGGACGUGGGUCGGUGGAUUACGCUUGUUAGACAGCAAUCGAUUUCUGUGGUUGGAUGGAUCUUCGUGGAACUACGCUGACUGGCUGUGGGGAGAGCCAAACAAUACAUCCGGAUUAGAAAACUGUGUAGAAUUACUGGCAUCUGGAAAGUUUAAUGACUUCACUUGUUGGGAACCUCAGGCCUUUAUCUGCUCCUACCCUUAUCAGUAA